AUGUCCCUUCUAAUGUCACGGGUUGCAGGUGCAGAGAGUAGUAACUGUUGUGAAUAUCAGAGCUUGCUUAAGACGAUGAUAGCACUUGUGUCGGUGUUGCACUUUCCACUCUCCAAUGGACUUCCCACACAAACCCACAACCUCAAUUCGCAUCACCGUUUUCCUUCUUCCUUCACUUUCCCCUCAUCGAUCCCCAACAAAACCAUGGUCUUCGGCGUCAAUCCCAGCGACUCCAAAGAUCCUUCUUUUUUCGAUGAAAAUGGCAUCGUCAACGACAUGGAGGGUUACCUCAACCACCUCUCCCUCGAAUACGACUCUGUCUGGGACACCAAACCCUCUUGGUGUCAACCCUGGACAAUAGCUCUCACUGGGGUUGCAGUUAUUGGCAUUAGUUGGUUAAUUUUGCAUUCUCUCGUAGUCACUUCGCUUGUAUCGUCGCUAAUAUUUGCAUGGUGGUACAUUUUCCUCUAUUCUUAUCCCAAGGCAUAUUCAGAUAUGAUUGCUGAGCGCAGAGAAAGAGUUACAAAUGGUGUUGAAGACACAUUUGGUCAAAGGAAGAAUCAGUGA
Messenger RNA from Sphenostylis stenocarpa, 567 nucleotides. Lineage: Eukaryota; Viridiplantae; Streptophyta; Magnoliopsida; Fabales; Fabaceae. The record is from the annotation of a GenBank genome assembly.